Messenger RNA from Topomyia yanbarensis, 1916 nucleotides. RefSeq names its product adenylosuccinate lyase (gene Adsl). Gene Ontology annotation, cellular component: cytosol. The record is from RefSeq and is a predicted model, not a curated record. The transcript has 4 exons. Bases 369 to 1820 code for a protein of 483 amino acids. NCBI's taxonomy places the organism in Eukaryota, Metazoa, Arthropoda, Insecta, Diptera, Culicidae. Gene Ontology annotation, molecular function: (S)-2-(5-amino-1-(5-phospho-D-ribosyl)imidazole-4-carboxamido) succinate lyase (fumarate-forming) activity; N6-(1,2-dicarboxyethyl)AMP AMP-lyase (fumarate-forming) activity. Gene Ontology annotation, biological process: 'de novo' AMP biosynthetic process.
AUAAAUUUCGCCUAUGUUUAUGUUAGAUUCUUUGUCCGGAGGAUCGCAUUACGUUGAUUUCCAGACCCGGCUUCGAUCAACACGUGAUACGUAAUCGGAAUAACUCAAACUAGCUUCAAUUUAUGACAUCGCAUGUUUACUUAUGCGUAGUUGUUUAUUGCUGUUAUAUUACUAGUUCAAUAGAGGUGGUCGGAAUUGUAUAUCAGCUCCAACAGUGUAAGUUCGUUACAACGUUAUCACAACUCUUAUCAAGGGGUGACUUAUCUGCAUAUUUCUAGUAAACAUCCUCGAAUCGGAUUCGAUCGAUUGCGUAUUGCCAUUUAGUAACGAAAGCUUGCAGAGCAAACAUUGUUCAAAUAAGUAAGAAAAUGUCAACCUUCAACCCGGAAUUCUGCGGUUACCGAUCACCGCUCAGCACUCGAUAUGCCAGCAACGAAAUGCAGUAUCUGUUCAGUGAGCAGUACAAGUUUUCCACCUGGAGGAAACUGUGGAUCAUUCUGGCCAAGGCUCAGAAGGAACUUGGACUUGACAUCAGCGAUACCCAGAUCGCCGAGAUGGAGACAAACGUCGAAAACAUUGACUUCAAAGCAGCAGCCGAGGAGGAAAAGCUAACCCGUCACGACGUGAUGGCGCAUGUGCACGUAUUCGCCAAGCAGUGUCCCCUUGCGGCGCCUAUAAUUCAUCUGGGAGCAACGUCCUGUUACGUUGGUGAUAAUACCGAUCUACUGGUGCUGCAAGCUGGUUUACGCGUACUGUUGCCAAAGUUAGUGGGAGUGAUAAAACGAUUGUCGGAAUUUGCCGUUGAAUACCGAGACUUACCAACGCUUGGAUUUACUCAUCUUCAACCGGCUCAACUGACGACGGUUGGUAAGCGCUGUACCCUGUGGGUUCAGGAUCUUCUGAUGGACGAACGGGCCUUGAGAAACUGUCUGGAGAAUUUGCGCUUCCGUGGUGUGAAAGGGACAACCGGAACACAAGCUUCCUUCCUGCAGUUGUUCAACAAUGAUGGCGAGAAGGUGAAACUUCUCGACAAAAGGGUGACCCAUCUGGCUGGCUUUGAACGCUAUUAUGCCGUCACAGGGCAGACUUAUUCUAGGAAAGUGGAUCUGGAAAUUGUCUCAGCCCUGUCUAGCCUUGGCGCUACAAUUCACAAAAUGUGCUCAGACCUACGUCUACUGGCAUCUAGAAAGGAAAUCGAAGAACCGUUCGAGCAAACCCAAAUCGGCAGCUCGGCUAUGGCGUACAAGCGAAACCCGAUGCGAUCGGAGCGAUGUUGUGCUAUAGCUAGACACCUUAUCACGCUACAUGCUAACUCCGCCAACACGUUAGCCGUCCAGUGGUUGGAACGUACACUGGAUGAUUCCGCCAACCGUCGGUUGACACUGUCCGAGGCCUUCCUGUCGGCUGAUGCCUGCUUGCUGACUUUACUGAACAUUUCGCAGGGUCUGGUCGUGUAUCCGAAGGUGAUCGCGCGAAACAUUGCCCAGGAGUUACCGUUCAUGUCGACCGAGAACGUGAUUAUGGCUAUGGUGAAGGCGGGCGGUGACCGGCAGGUUUGUCACGAAAAGAUUCGAGUUCUGUCGCACGAGGCCGGGGCACAGGUUAAACAGCAUGGCCGGGAUAACGAUUUGGUGGAGCGGAUCAAAGCCGAUGCAUACUUUGCACCGAUUUUGGGUGAGUUGGAUACGAUUUUGGAUCCGAAGACGUUCACUGGCCGGGCUGCCGAUCAGGUGCUGGAGUUCGUGCGAGAGGAAGUCGAUCCAGUGGUGGCCACUUAUGGUAGCAAUAUCGAGAGCAAGUCGGUUGGGCUGGCUAUUUAGUCGUUUAGAUUCAAACAGUUGUUCAAUUUUCAUGCUAUGAGCAAUGAAGUGUUUUGGAAAAAUACUCGGAAAUAAAUGUUGUUCUUUUCAAAUCAA